This is a messenger RNA of Eubalaena glacialis (North Atlantic right whale), 2027 nucleotides long. It is a transcript of the gene LPCAT4, whose product is annotated as lysophosphatidylcholine acyltransferase 4. The record is from RefSeq and is a predicted model, not a curated record. NCBI's taxonomy places the organism in Eukaryota, Metazoa, Chordata, Mammalia, Artiodactyla, Balaenidae. Gene Ontology annotation, cellular component: endoplasmic reticulum. Gene Ontology annotation, biological process: phosphatidylcholine acyl-chain remodeling. The transcript has 14 exons. Gene Ontology annotation, molecular function: 1-acylglycerophosphocholine O-acyltransferase activity. The coding region runs from base 229 to 2004 and encodes 591 amino acids.
AAGCCCCGCCCCUCGGCCGGCUCCCUGGAAGCCCCGCCCCUCGGCCGGCUCCCUGACAACGCGGGCCCGACCGCGCAGCCUGCUCCCCGCCCCUCGGCGCCCCGCACCAGGCGGGGCCGGGGCUAGAUCGCCGCCGCCGCCGCUGCUGCUGCAGCUGCAGCUGCUGCUCUGCAAAGAGGGGCCCGGGGCCGGGCUGGGGUGCCCUCCCUCCCACGUUCUCCCGCCGCUAUGAGCCAGGGAAGUCCGGGGGACUGGGCCCCCCUCUAUCCCACCCCCGGACCCCCGGCGCCCCCCAACCCCUUCGUGCAUGAGUUACACCUCUCCCGCCUCCAGAGGGUUAAGUUCUGCCUCCUGGGGGCACUGCUGGCCCCCAUCCGAGUGCUUCUGGCCUUUAUCGUCCUCUUUCUCCUCUGGCCCUUUGCCUGGCUGCAAGUAGCUGGUCUUACUGAGGAGCAGCUUCAGGAGCCGAUUACAGGAUGGAGAAAGACUGUGUGCCACAACGGGGUGCUGGGCCUCAGCCGCCUGCUCUUCUUCCUGCUCGGUUUCCUCCGGAUUCGAGUUCGGGGCCAGCGGGCCUCUCGCCUUCAAGCUCCCGUCCUGGUUGCUGCCCCUCACUCUACUUUCUUUGACCCCAUUGUUCUGCUGCCCUGUGACCUGCCCAAGGUUGUGUCUCGAGCUGAGAACCUUUCUGUUCCUGUCAUUGGAGCCCUUCUUCGCUUCAACCAAGCCAUCCUAGUAUCCAGGCAUGACCCGGCUUCUCGGCGCAGGGUGGUGGAGGAGGUCCGAAGGCGGGCUACCUCAGGAGGCAAGUGGCCCCAGGUACUAUUCUUUCCUGAGGGCACCUGUUCCAACAAGAAGGCUUUGCUUAAAUUCAAACCAGGAGCCUUCAUCGCAGGGGUGCCUGUGCAGCCUGUCCUCAUCCGCUACCCCAACAGUCUGGAUACCACCAGCUGGGCAUGGAGGGGCCCUGGAGUACUCAAAGUCCUCUGGCUCACAGCCUCUCAGCCCUGCAGCAUCGUGGAUGUGGAGUUCCUCCCUGUGUACCGCCCCAGCCCGGAGGAGAGCAGGGACCCCACCCUCUAUGCCAACAACGUCCAGAGGGUUAUGGCACAGGCCCUGGGCAUUCCAGCCACCGAGUGUGAGUUUGUAGGGAGCUUGCCGGUGAUUGUGGUGGGCCGGCUGAAGGUGGCAUUGGAGCCGCAGCUCUGGGAACUGGGAAGGGUGCUUCAGAAGGCUGGGCUGUCCCCUGGCUGUGUGGACACUGAGGCAGAGCCAGGCCGGAGUCGAAUGAUCAGCCAGGAAGAGUUUGCCAGGCAGCUACAGCUCUCUGACCCACAGAUGGUGGCUGGUGCCUUUAGCUACUUCCAGCAGGAUGCCAGGGGUUUGGUGGACUUCCGAGACGUGGCCCUUGCGUUGGCAGCUCUGGAUGGGGGCAGGAGCCUGGAGGAGCUGACUCGCCUGGCCUUUGAGCUCUUUGCCGAGGAUAAAGAGGAGCAAGCCGAGGGGCCCGGCCGCCUGCUGUACAAAGACGGCUUCAGCACCAUCCUGCACCUGCUGCUGGGCUCGCCCCACCUUGCCGCCAGGACUUUGCAUGCCGAGCUGUGCCAGGCAGGAGCCCGCCAGGGCCUCUCCCUCUGUCUACUUUCCCGUCUCGCUCUUGCCAUGCAGGUGAGUUCCAGGACUUCUCCGUUCACCACCCGCUCCAUGGGAAGCUCUUCGGCACCUACCUGCGCCCCUCCCAGGCACCAAACGCCUCCUCCCCAGCCAGCGCCCCUGCUCUGGCCAACGGGGCCGCGCAGGCCCCCAAGCAGAAGGGCGACUGAGCACCUCGACCUCUCCGGCUCGCACCCGCCCCCAGACUCAGGGCAGCGCCAGAGGCCACCCCUGGGCCUCAAGCCCGUCUCUGUCCUGCUUGACUUUUGGUUAUCGUUGUUGGUUUUUUUAAGUUGGUUUUCAUUUUUUGUUCGUUUGGUCUUAUUUUGUAAGAAACUAUUUUAUAUAUAAAUAUAUAUCUAUAUCUAUUUAAA